Cokeromyces recurvatus is the source of this 410-nucleotide messenger RNA. RefSeq lists its product as uncharacterized. Lineage: Eukaryota; Fungi; Mucoromycota; Mucoromycetes; Mucorales; Mucoraceae. Bases 70 to 231 code for a protein of 53 amino acids. The transcript is spliced from 2 exons. The record is from RefSeq and is a predicted model, not a curated record.
AUUAGACAGAAUCAUGCUUUACUUUUAGAAAUUACCAACUUUUAUUUGGAAUUGCUUAAUAGACACUGGAUGAAUAAGUCCAGUUUAAGAGCAUAUUGGACGUUUUUAUAUAAAUUUAACUUUCACUUACAUAAGCUCAAUCACAUUAAAGAUUUUAACAGCUAUUAUUUGGCUGAGAGAAGUAAAAGAAAUACAAAAAUACAAAAAAAAAGGACUCUGAAGAGUAUGUAGUAUAAAAUAUUCUUGUUAUUAGUCUGUUAGUAGUUUCUUUGAGAUUAUGUGGCAAUCCUCUUUAAAAUUUUUCUCUUAUAAACGCCUUUCUUUGUGAGCAAGAUUUUCCUACUGAUACUAAUAAAUAGAUUCUAUUAUCAUACAUAAGUAUAAUUAUUCGUCAAGAGCCUAAAAUAUUU